AUGCUAGAUAAGUUCAAUAUGUGGAAGCGUACAGGCAAAAAAGAGUUUCAAGCAAUGUCAGAACUAUGCCGGACUAAGCUGGAUACUCUGCGGCGCUUGAGGAUCUGGCGUGAUUAUAUGAAGGGAAAUCGAGUGGACGAAACGGUAGAGAUUGUUUCGCUUUUGCAAAGCAACGACGACCCCUACCUCGACUACUUGGCACAAAUAUUUCCUACUGGAGAAUUUGAGAACUGGACACGAUGCCAGCAGCUCCUUCCGUUCGUCGAAAUAGCUUAUAAUAGUGUCCCAGCCACUCUUAGAUCAUGGGAAGCGUGGGCGCAUAUAGUUACUAACGUGGCAUGGUAUCUAUGGGCACAAGGAGAUUACGUCGUGGCACAAAAAAUGGGCAUCGAAGCAUUGAUAGUACGAGAGAGAGUCCUGGAGCUGAAUGACGUCCGGACUUUGUUGAGCAUGGAGAUCUUAGCAGGGGUUCUUUCGAGUCAGGGAAACCACAGUGAAGCAGUAAAACUGAACAGACGGGCUCUAGAAGGGUACCAGAAGUCGCUAGGCUUGCUACAUCCUUUUACGCUUACGAGUCUCAGCAACUUAGCCCUAGUACUACAGCGCAUGGGCAACUACAAGGAAUCAGAAGGGCUGAACCGCUUAGUACUCAAAAUAAGUAAGAUUAUACUAGGGCCACGCCAUACAGAUACUCUCACAAGCAUGAGUAAUUUAGCGCUGGUACUGCAAUAUCAAGGCAAGUACAGGCAGGCAACAAAGCUAAACCAGCAAGCUCUAGCUGGCUUUCAGGGUGUUCUUGGGGGGCGUCAUCCUGCCGUACUUACGAGCAUGAGCAAUCUGGCGGUACUGCUGCAGUGUCAAGGCAAAUACAAAGAGUCUGAAGAGUUGUACAGGCAAUCGUUGGAAGGCAAAGUAGACGAGCUUGGAUGGCAUCACCCCUCUACGUUGAUAAGUGUAGGAAUGAUCUCUCGCUAG
Ascochyta rabiei is the source of this 975-nucleotide messenger RNA. RefSeq lists its product as uncharacterized. Bases 1 to 975 code for a protein of 324 amino acids. Gene Ontology annotation, cellular component: kinesin complex; cytoplasm; membrane-bounded organelle. The record is from RefSeq and is a predicted model, not a curated record. Gene Ontology annotation, biological process: microtubule-based movement. The transcript has a single exon. Gene Ontology annotation, molecular function: kinesin binding. Lineage: Eukaryota; Fungi; Ascomycota; Dothideomycetes; Pleosporales; Didymellaceae.